Molecule: messenger RNA, 300 nt
Organism: Xyrichtys novacula (pearly razorfish)
Lineage: Eukaryota; Metazoa; Chordata; Actinopteri; Labriformes; Labridae
Source: the annotation of a GenBank genome assembly
AUGCUCAGGGGAUUCUGGAUGACUGUAUAUGGAGGUGUUUUAAAAAGCAAUCAUUUUCACACAGCACGGGGCACUCUCUGCAAGGUGGAAAUAAAAGAUUUUGUCAGAGUGUCAGCUUCAAUUCGGCAGAUAUUUCUCAUGUCUUGUACAGUUUGCCCUCCACCCACCCCCACUUCCACUAUUUUUCCAUCUCUGCUCUCCACUCCCCCUCACCAUUUUUAUUUCAUGUCCUUAGAUGCUAAAAAAAGAUUUUACAUUCAAACGCCUCGCUCCGGUCGCCUAUAUGAUGCACCAGGCUGA